This is a messenger RNA of Ochotona curzoniae (black-lipped pika), 7722 nucleotides long. It is a transcript of the gene FGD4, whose product is annotated as FYVE, RhoGEF and PH domain containing 4. The coding region runs from base 1369 to 3099 and encodes 576 amino acids. NCBI's taxonomy places the organism in Eukaryota, Metazoa, Chordata, Mammalia, Lagomorpha, Ochotonidae. Gene Ontology annotation, biological process: cytoskeleton organization; filopodium assembly. The record is from RefSeq and is a predicted model, not a curated record. The transcript has 14 exons. Gene Ontology annotation, molecular function: metal ion binding; guanyl-nucleotide exchange factor activity. Gene Ontology annotation, cellular component: cytoplasm.
UGGGCAGAUCACCCUGAUGGCUCUCAGCGUCUCGUUUCUCAUGUUUCCUAGCUGCUUCCCAGUCUCCUUUACAUGGCGUAAUCAAGGUAUGAGAAGGGUACCUGAAGAUCAUUCGAGCUAAGCAGCUUUAUAGAAGGAGGAAAGCUCCUCUUCUGUGGUGUCGCUCACAGGCCCGGGGCUGCCCCCGGGCCUCUGCUGGGUCCCUGAUGGCGACAAGUCACAAAACAAAUGGAUGAGAGGCAGGAAACAGAGUGAGAACUCCCCAGAACGGCGUGACUGGCACACUCCCCAGUUCACAUCCUGUGUAAGGAGGACGUGGGCCUGGGAGAUGAGCACGUGCAGUCAGCUCAAAGCUGACUGGCAACAUACGUGAGGGGACACCACAGAGUCCGCGUGAAAGGGGAAGUCAACAUUGGCACUUAUUUCGGUGCAAAAUUAUUUUGAAAUUCACGUGGGUUUCCUUUUUGUCAUAGUAUGCAUUUUGCACAUAUUAUGGAAAAGGUGGAGGUGGGAACCAUUGUUGGUGCAGUAGAUGAAGCCACUGCCUGGCAACACUAGUGGGAGUUCCAGCUACUUUCAUUGCUGCUUUCUGCUGUGAUCUCUGGGAAAACAGCACAGGACGGCCCAAAGAGCUGGGCCUGGGCCUCCCUGUGGGUGGCCAGGGUGAACUCCGGGCCUGGCUUUGUCCAGGGAGCUCCAGCUGCCACAGUUAUUGGGACAUAGACCAAGAGCUGCACGGUCUCGCUCUGUGUCUCCCUGUAACUGUGCCUUUCAAGGGAGAAUAAAUAUUUGAGGGGGAAAAAAUGCACCAUAAGAAACUCACAGUUUUAAAUUCCUUUUUUCCACAGAUUUUUUUAAAAAUUCCUUUCAUGUUCGUAAUUAUGUCACAGCAAAAACCUGAAAGAGCCGUGGCAGAUUUGUCAGGAGAGAGCUUUGGGAUUACUGAUAUGGUUUUCACAAAACCCUUGGGAUUUCUUGGAUCCGAGUCGCAGCGGAAGUCCCAUCAUGAAUUUUCCUUAAAAUAGGUGCGUGUUUUUACAAGUUUGACUGAAGUGAAAUCAGUCUUACGAUGCAAUUUUCACUAACCCUAAAAAAAAAAAAAAUGCCAGGUGAAAAGGGGUCUGUAGUCUUCUUCCAGCUCUGAGUUAAUUUUAACUGCUGACUGUUCAGCAGGGAAAGUUUAAAUACGGAAGUGGGCGGGAGAGAAUGAGUCACCCUUGGUAACAUGAUCUGAAGCGGUUAGGAAACAGCCCAGUGGCAGCAGGAGCUCGCUCUGUCUGGUCACUCUGCUGCAGGGUCCCGGCUCUGUACUCGAACCAUGGUGAAAGGAGGAAAGCUUUAGGACCGAGAAGCCAGCCUGCACUUGGGAUGAUGCCGCCAGCCAGCGAGUAUAGACCAGAGACAAAUGAAGAGAAACUGCACAAAAUAGCUAAUGAGCUGUUGCUCACAGAGAGAGCUUACGUCAGCCGGCUUGAACUCUUGGAUCAGGUAUUCUACUGCAAGCUCUUAGAAGAAGCAAACCAAGGCUCGUUUCCAGCAGAGAUGGUGAAUAAAAUCUUUUCCAAUAUUUCAUCAAUAAAUGCCUUCCAUAGUAAAUUCCUAUUACCAGAGCUGGAGAAACGGAUGCAAGAAUGGGAAACGACCCCCCGCAUUGGGGACAUCCUUCAGAAGCUGGCGCCGUUCCUCAAGAUGUACGGAGAAUACGUGAAGGGAUUUGACAACGCGAUGGAAUUGGUUAAGAACAUGACAGAACGUGUUCCUCAGUUCAAAGCAGUGAUUGAAGAGAUCCAGAAGCAGAAGGUGUGCGGGAACCUGACGCUGCAGCAUCACAUGCUGGAACCCGUGCAGCGGAUCCCCCGCUAUGAGCUGCUCCUGAAGGACUACCUCAGGAAGCUGCCCCCAGGCUCGCCCGACUGGAACGACGCGAAAAAAUCACUUGAAAUUAUAUCGACAGCAGCAAGCCAUUCUAAUAGUGCAAUAAGAAAAAUGGAAAACCUAAAGAAACUCUUAGAGAUUUAUGAAAUGUUGGGAGAAGAAGAAGACAUCGUAAAUCCUUCAAAUGAACUCAUAAAAGAAGGACAGAUCCUCAAGUUAGCUGCUCGGAACACAUCGGCACAAGAACGCUACCUUUUCUUGUUCAACAACAUGCUGCUCUACUGCGUGCCCAGAUUCAGCCUGGUAGGCUCCAAAUUCACAGUCCGAACCAGGGUCGGCAUCGACGGGAUGAAAAUCGUGGAGACGCACAACGAAGAAUACCCACACACGUUCCAGGUGUCCGGGAAGGAGCGCACACUGGAACUUCAGGCCAGUUCUGAGCAAGACAAAGAGGAAUGGAUCAAGGCCCUGCAGGAGACUAUUGAUGCUUUUCAUCAAAGGAACGAAACCUUCAGAAAUGCAAUUGCAAAGGAUAAUGAUAUGCAAUCGGAGGUUUCUACUGCCGAGCUGGGGAAGAGAGCACCCAGAUGGAUCCGAGAUAACGAAGUAACCAUGUGCAUGAAAUGCAAAGAGUCAUUCAACGCGCUGACGCGGCGGCGGCAUCACUGUCGAGCCUGUGGACACGUGGUUUGCUGGAAGUGCUCCGAUUACAAAGCUCAGCUCGAGUACGACGGUGGGAAACUAAGCAAAGUCUGUAAAGACUGCUACCUCAUCAUAAGCGGGUUCACAGACAGUGAGGAAAAGAAGAGGAAAGGAAUCCUAGAGAUUGAAUCUGCUGAAGUGUCAGGAAACAGCGUGGUGUGCAGCUUUCUUCAGUACAUGGAGAAGUCAAAGCCCUGGCAGAAAGCUUGGUGUGUCAUCCCCAAGCAAGACCCUCUCGUGCUGUAUAUGUACGGCGCCCCUCAGGAUGUCCGAGCACAGACCACCAUCCCCCUGCUGGGCUACUCCGUGGAUGACAUGCCGAGGAGCGCAGACCUGCCACACAGCUUCAAGCUGACCCAGUCCAAGUCUGUGCACAGUUUUGCUGCUGAUAGUGAGGAACUGAAACAGAAGUGGCUAAAAAUCAUCCUCUUAGCUGUCACAGGUGAGACUGCCGAUGGUCCCAGUGAGCACGUGGCCACCGUGGAUGACCAUCCUGAACCUAAGAGAAAGUCUGAGUGCUGAACGCCAGGCCAGCCCCGCAUGCAGAGGCUGAAGACAUUCCCAGCUCUCCUUCCUCAUCUCCUAGCACUUUAUGUUGAAAACAGACUCAUCAAUGCACCUUUGGGCGACUAUUUUCCUAUAUUGAUGUAUUCUUGAAGUUACUGUGUAGAACCAUUCUCCUGAUAAAGUUUUGAAAUAAUGUGAAAAUGCAAUUUUUAUGAGCUAUCUCUUGAUUAUGUCCUUUUGUCUUGAAGGAAAUGGUAUCAAUAUAUUACACCACUACCAAGUUAGAAUGACCCACUUUCACGUUGUCUUUCACACAUAGGACCUAUGAGAAAGAUAUACCUCUAUGUUGCCAAAAUAGAUCUAUGGUGAAAAAUACAGGGACAGUUUAGGCUGUUGUAUUAACUUAUUUAGUUUAUGAAGCUCAAGCUGCAUAGAAGACAUUGUUAUUUUAAAACAAAAAAAGGACAAACUGUUGGUAUUUAAACUUGCAACUUAGUAGCAUAAGAUAUUGUCUUAGUAUUUCUAGAAAAACAUGUGAAGUACAUAAUUCUGUGUAUAUAACAUUAAAUCAGCAUAUAUAUGUAUAUCAUACAUGCUGUUCUCAGCUUUAGGUCACAAUUAUCUAUAUAUUUUUUAAUAUAAAGCAUGUUUCAUCUUGAGACUGGGCAGUGUACCAAAUUGAAAUGUUCUUGGUGAUGGCGUUGAAUGAUGUUGACCCUUUCAUAAAGCAGUAACUUACAUGACAUGGAUAUUUCACUGAACUCCAACAGGAUUUUCAGGGUGCUGUAUGUCUAUUAUAUGUCUAAAAACAGUGCCUCUCUUAGAAGGUGCUAUGAACACCUGUUAAAAUAAUUUCACACGCGGGUCUAAUACCGCUUCAGUCUGGAUUAUUCUGAACAGCAGUUGCAUUUUGGCUGCUGGGAUGCUCAGAGUCCAUGGAUUUUGUUACCAGUCACAAUCCUAUAAUCAUUGCAGUACUUACCAGCAUGAACAAAUUUUCACCAAAACCUGAACUCUGAGCCAUACACGCCGACUAGACACAUGGCCUAUCUGCGUGUGUGGUAAGGGUUUCCAUUUCAAGGACUGCUUGUCAUGAACACGCACUGCGUGGGGCUUGUUCCACUGUGGAAAGCUGAACGAGAGCCACGCGUGUCAACUGUGCUUAGAGUUCGGCAGGCAGUGUAGAUAGCAAAGGAAAGAUGUUCCUCCCCCUCCCUCCGGGCAGCCUUCUGCAGUGUCCAUGGGCCUAAAGACAAUGCUUUCUCCUUUUAACCUCGGGCAUUUUCCUGUACAGUCUGUUGUCAUGAAGGCUGCUCUUCACAUUGUACUUGGGCUACAGUGCCACAUUAGGUCAAUGAUCCGACUUAAUCCUUUGCUCACAUCUGUCCCUUCACAUGACCCCAGUCAGCUGGAAAUCCACAAGAAUGACCCUACUCCUAUAGCAGAAAUGUCCGUGUAUCCAGCAUUACACACUGCCACACAUUUCACUAGCCUCUAUCACUUGAGCACUUACUGCUUUUUUUCCACUCCAGAAAAAGCAAGUGGACCAAUUACUGCUGGCAACAUUAGUGUCCUGUUGUCCAGAAAGGCAUAUUAACAUUAAACCAAAUACCUGAGCCAAAAGGAGACAGAGGAGUUCUGUCAAAUUGAGCAGACUUAGAGAAACCUUACACUGCUUCUCUUUUCGACUUGCCGACCUUCUGUGUGUGUGUGUGGGCACUUGUGUGACACACUCCUGUGUUCAGAAGGCUUGAGAAAGUUAAAGUAUAGCUACCCAUAAUGCUUUGGUUUUCUUAAUGUCAAGAAAAGAGAAGCAACAAAAAUGUAAAAUGAAAAGAAUUUGGAAAUAUGUGGGCUAAGAUUUAUGAGUGAUCACUUUUUAAAACUAUUUGAACAUCAAAAAUAUACCUUCCUUACCAUUAACAGAACUAGUACGGACAGGCUCACAUUUUGGCUCAACAAAUGUGAUUUAACUUAGUAAAUAUUCAAAUGAAAAUAUUGUACUUUUUUUUUAAAGAAAAAGUAAUGUUAAAAGACAUAUUUGAAAGGCAGAGAGGAAGGGAGAAAGUGGUCCUUCAUUAGUUUAUUCCCCAAAAGGCUACCUGAGCUGGGGGCUGUGCCAGGGAGAAGCCAGGCACUGCCCCGCAGGCUCCUUCACCCAUUGCUUCCCAAGCACAUAGCAGGAAACGACCAGCAGGAGCAGCAGCCAGGACUCUGCCUUGCUCUUCAAUGUGGGUGUGAGUGUCCAAGUAGCAACUUCACUCGCCGCUGCACCACAAUUUCCACUUAGCAACUUUUUAUAAAAGAAAUAAUAGUACUCGAAUAGAGUGUCACGUUCCCCAGUCAGCAUGUUCAUUUUCCAGCCCACAUCCUCAGCCAUGCACCGUGAGCAAGGAACUGCCUCCUCCACUUCCCUUGGUGAAUUGCUAAUACCUUCACUUGGACAGAGGUAACAAAACACUCAACCCAAAGAACCGCUAAUCAGGAUAGAAGGCAGCGCCGUUGCUUUCUAAGAUACCUGAGCAGUCACGGCAACUUGAACCUUGAAAACGACCAUCAGUUGCUCUCCUGCCAAAAUCAGCAUUCCCAGCGCUUGUCCCUUAUGUGCUGCCGAGUCACGUUUUCUUUGAAGUCCCUUUCCUCCAUACUCGAAAAAUAUUUUUGCUAUUUACAAAACAAUGCAAUUUUCUAAACUUAAACUUUGCUUUCAUGGAAAAUCAACCUUUUGUGCAAACUUUUCAACUAGGAAAAAUGCCACCAGCCACUUUGGUAAUCAUGAAAUUGUUAAUGCCACUGUACAUGCAAGCAAUAAAACUAUUCAGGGCAUGGUUUACACUGAACCCUAGCCACACAAACAUACAGAAUUGCUUCAUAGUAUAAUGCAAUUGCUGAAUACAGGGGAGGCGACUGGAAGGCAGGAGGGUAUCGAAUAACUGUCAACAGCAUUUUACUUCUGCAGUCUUUGCAGACAGAAGCAAAGCUUACCAGCACCAUCUCAUCAAGCUACCUGUGGUUUAAAUAGACACGCAGCUUGAUCCUGAAUUGUUACUAUGUUACCCCCAUUUUUUAAAGUAACCUUUUUAUAGCAACCAGUCUUUUAAAGGUACCAUGUCUACACACACACACACACACACUCUCUCUCUCGCUCGCUCUCCUUCAUAAGAACAGUAAGUAGUACUUCAGGGUUAUUGAAGAUUUAUUGAUGCCUUCCAAAAAUCUAUCAAAACCACUUUGCAAGCUCAGUUCUUUUUUCUCUCUAUGGAAACAGGGUAUGGGAUAUGAUUUUGGUUUUCCUUCACAUUUUUUUCCCCCGUUUCUAAGCCUGAGUUCUUAUUCUGAGCCUGCUGUCUGUGAUGUAUCUCUGAUGAGCCUCUGGACAAUGUUUCCUGAGAAACAUGCACCAACAGGAGCAAGAAAGCCUUCAGGGAAGAAGCCUGGUUUUUGUUCAAGUAUCCUUGCUAUAAUGCAGAACAGAGGAUGUAAAAAGUCCUGCAUCACAUGAUGUUCCUGUUCGCAGGUCUAAGACUAAGCACAUGGUAUUUAUAAACUAAGAGUAAUUCAGAAUACAAGGAUGUUUUAGUGUUUAAGUUUUGUCUUAUCCAAGAGUGUACUCGUGUAAGAACUGUGGCUGAUCAAUUCCCAUACUUAGAAUUGUAUUGGCAUCUAGAGACCAUUAUUGUUAUUUAUUCUUUAUUCUUACUCAAUUUUUAUUCAUACAACUCUAUUUUCAUACUACUAUGUGCUAUGGGUUCUAUAUCUGUGGAAAUUAUGAUUAUUAUAAUACCAUAGUAGACACUAAGUCUACAUCAAAAACCUUGUGUAUUUGGGUGUGUAUAUAUGUAGAAAUACUUUUCAAUUCUUUCCAUGAGUGAAAAUUUUAUAGAAUUUUUUAAACGUAAAUAUUUUACCAGAAUUUACCAGAACUUGAAAUGUGUCAUCUUCCCUUUGCCACUCGCAUGUACUCAGUUGUGGGCUUGGAUUUUUUCUGUCUCACGCCUCUAUCUGCCAGAGAGGGGGACACAAUGCUGCUGUCUAGGGCAGAACAAGAGCAAGACAAGACCUGCAGAUGCGAAAAGCAAGUGCACUCUAAGCAGGAAUCUAUGGAGCUUUAAGCUAUUUGAGCUAUCUUGGCCUCUAAAUUAUAGAAUACAGCAUCUGCCAUUACCUUCCUCUCCUACUUUGGGUUUAAGAAAACAAUUUCAUUCUCUUAUACCAUAUUCUAUUCAUUUGACGGAAGCAGAAAAGCCUCUCUGAAGUGAGUUCUUGGUCAGUUACGGACGAGGCAUUCGAGGGCGCUGCCUGCCUGGGUGUGCAAUAGCACAGGGUGUCUUCACGAUUGUUUCUGACUUGGAGUCACUGACAGUUAUGGGGAGGUUUGCCCUUUGCCUAUAGUUGUGGUAGAUGUAGUGAGAAGAUCAAGACAUCUCACUGGGUAUUUUACUAAUAGAAUAGUAAAUAUAUAGAGUGAAAUCGUUUGGGGAAGAAUUGGUCUGUGGGGACUGUUAGCAUCACCGGACUACAUUAUGCAUUACUCUGUCAUUAGCAAAACAAUCGUAUCUGUGAAAUAUCCAACUUUAUAACCAAAUUAGCAUUUCAUGUUGUGACAAUUGACUGGUAAGUGCUAUCUAGGUUUUUCCU